Messenger RNA from Ascochyta rabiei, 2328 nucleotides. RefSeq lists its product as uncharacterized. Bases 1 to 2328 code for a protein of 775 amino acids. The transcript is spliced from 6 exons. Gene Ontology annotation, molecular function: DNA-binding transcription factor activity, RNA polymerase II-specific; zinc ion binding; DNA binding. Gene Ontology annotation, biological process: DNA-templated transcription; regulation of DNA-templated transcription. NCBI's taxonomy places the organism in Eukaryota, Fungi, Ascomycota, Dothideomycetes, Pleosporales, Didymellaceae. The record is from RefSeq and is a predicted model, not a curated record.
AUGGACGUUGAGCACGCAAGGCCCGCCAAAAGGCGCCAUUUGGUUGUGGAGGAGCGACAGCGAGCGGUUCGCGCUUGUGUAGAAUGCCGCCGUCUGAAGGAAAAAUGUGAGGAUGGCAUGCCAUGUAGACGUUGUCGCCAUCUACGCCGGCCAUGUGAUUUCAACCAUAUGCCUGCUACAGUUGACAAGCGAGCGCCCGACUUUGCUGGCUCACUCAGGGAUCUUAUGGACCGACUGCGAUACAUGGGGUUCAUUCUCAAGCACCACUUCCCCCAUCUCGCUCUCGACAUCGAUUCUUUGCGACGUACGUGCGAUACCCUAUCCGCACAGAAUUCACGACUUGACCAGAGCGAGAUCACAGCAGAAAUGCUAGAGCUGUCUGGAAACGUGCAACUGUCCGAUAGCCCCGGUAUUGAAGACGAAAAUUGUACUAUCGACUCUGUAGACGACACUACAGUCCACUACUCCGGGGAGUUCUCUCAUUGGAAUUUCUCUAUGCACAUCAAACGCAAUAUAGAUGACUUAAUGGCCAGAUCCAACGUGCCGAGUUUAGAUCAUGCCAACCGAGUGCCAGACUUCAUCCGCGUUGGAGAGGCCGACCCGGGCUCCGCCUCCAUCUCAGAAAUCGUUGGCGUUUUCCCACCUCGCUCGGUGGCUACGUUUCUGAUAGACGUCUUCUUCAAGCACGCCACCAGUUUCUACUAUUUCACAGAUCGAGGCUCGCUUGACGGCAUUUUGGACCACAUAUAUGAAAAUAGGGCCGGAUUACGUUCAAAAGACGUUACCCCGUCAUGCCUGGUACUAAUGGUCCUUGCAGUCGGAACCCAAUAUGUCCACUUGGAAUCUCCUGAAAAGGACAGUAGACGCGUUAAUGGUAUUUUGUCAAACUCUAAGGAACACAAGAGCUGGGAGCUUGACAUUGGUUCGGCCUUUUAUCGUCAAGUAGCGAAGCUCUUGUCGGAAGUUAUCCAUUCUGGCUCGCUCCUAAGUGUCCAGGUUUUUCUCCUCCUUGGUCUUUACUGUCUACCUCUUGAUGCCUCCGGAUUGAGUUACGUCUACUUCAACCUGGCCGUUAAAGUCGCCAUACAAAACGGCAUGCAUCGAAGGGUCUCACGUAGUAUCUUUCAUGCUAAGAACAAAGAAAUCAGGCGUCGCAUUUGGUGGACAGCUUAUUGCAUGGAAAGAAAGAUUGGAAUUUACCAUGGACGUCCGGCAUCCAUAAAUCCCUCCGACAUUGAUGCAGAUAUACCACAAAGUCCUGAUGGUAACAAUAUAAGCAACGAUUCUUUCGAUGCCUCCGGCCUUUUAGAAUCGAUCGAUCUGACACGCCAAGCAGAGGCGUUUCUUCAAGAGAUAUCGCGUCUUCGAACGUGCGAGAGAUCUGAAAUCGGGACCAUCUUGAGCCGAAUCAAGCUUAUGAAGACGAACCUGCGAGGAUCAUGGGUGCCUCCUUGUAAGGAAGCUCAAUCAGCGUCAACAGCAAAUCGAGUAGAGCAACCAAUAUCUCGCGCGAAGAUGCAUUCUCGGUUAGAGUGCUGUCUGCUGCACAUGUUCAUUGGGCGACCCUUCAUUCUUGCCCACCGUCAGAGGCGUGCGGAUGUCAUUGCUCCGCAAGCGUCAGAAGCAUCUCGAACGAAAGCAGUAGAGUCCCAUAUGCAGUGGGACUUCUUGGUCCAAGACUGUAUUGCGGCCGCAAAAGAGGUGAUCAGUUGCUGCCAUGGUUUGCAGAUUGGGGGUAUGGGCCUCGCCAAGUCCUCCUAUACCGAAUAUAGCUCCUGCCGUGCGUCGUUGCUGGUCUUGAUUGCCUACAGCAUCUGCUAUCGCACGAACGAGUUUUCGAACACUUUGCGGAGAGGUUUGGAUGCAAUCAGGGAAAUGGCUUCUGUUGGCGAUUCGGCGCGUUCAGAAGUUUGUUUGCUUGAAAGGCUGGAAUCGGCAUUGCAUCGACUUCACGUAUUCGAUCCGAUACCUACUGAACCAAAAGUCACAGCAGCAAAAGACCCAGCGGAAGAUGGUUAUGAAGGAUUUGUUAAUUGGUACACAAGACUAGGAGUCUCAUCAAAUUCCCGUACCGGACCGUCGACACAACAUGGUGAAGUCGAACAAGGAGCGAAGGCGCAGACCCGAGAGCUUAGUCAACAGGCUGGACCAAGCAUACAUGAUCCAGUCGUGACCGUCAUGCCAGAUGAUACAUCCAUGGACAUAUAUCCUUUCGACUUUGAUUUGCUUCACACAGACGCUAAUGCGGCUUUUUUCACGCCAGACUUCAACGAAAUCGGCAAUUCGGAGAGGGAAUUGUUUCCAAAUCUAUUUUGGAUGCCGAAUUGA